This is a messenger RNA of Monodelphis domestica (gray short-tailed opossum), 2112 nucleotides long. RefSeq names its product olfactory receptor 8B8-like. Gene Ontology annotation, biological process: G protein-coupled receptor signaling pathway. The record is from RefSeq and is a predicted model, not a curated record. Gene Ontology annotation, molecular function: olfactory receptor activity; G protein-coupled receptor activity. Lineage: Eukaryota; Metazoa; Chordata; Mammalia; Didelphimorphia; Didelphidae. Gene Ontology annotation, cellular component: membrane.
UACUUCUUGUUUCAGACUAUCUCCCCUACUUCUUCCUCCCAGACCCAUUCUGUGAGAUUCUGGGGCACUGAGAAAAGCCAAGACAAGCUGGUUAGAAUGUGUUAUUUAGGGGGUCAAGCUGUGAAGACUUUCUAUGUGGAGAGAACCAAGCUUCCUUUUUUGACUUGGUUUUACUCAGUGAGCAACUCAGAUAUAGUGUGUCCUUCCCUUCAAAAUAGGGCUACGGGUUUUGGUUCCUGGUCUUGUAGAGUCAAGUACAAGAGAGGUAAUAAGCUCUGGAUAUAGAGUCAUCCCUUAAGAGGAGCUGGACUGGGAGGGUACCGUUGUCUCUUCAUUUAGUGAGUUAGCAUCUGGAGUCAGGCUCUUUUCCCUGUUGUAACAGUUUGUCCACAGAAAUUGUGACAGACAAGAUUAGAGUUCCUGGGUGUCUUGGUGAUAGCUAUAGUAGACCCAAUGAGGCAGGGGAUGGGUUUGGAGCAGCAGUAUGCUGGUAGAAGUUCAAUAACCAACUCUGAAAAAAGUGUGUAGGACACACUUUAAAGUUCAAUCUGCAUUAUUAAAAUUUUCUCCAUCACUUUCUUAAGUCUAGGCAAUCAACAAGAGAAUGAAUUAAGGCUUGAUUUCUAGCACUUGGCCAUAUCUGAUAUGUUAAUGGUCACAAUGAAAAUUGAAUAAUCAGAGGCACCUAGUUGGCUCAGUGCAUAGAGCUUCAGGUCUGGAGUUGGGAAAUCCUGUGUUCAUUCAAAUGUGGCUCCAGACAUUUCCUAGUUGUGUUACCCUGCGCAAGUCACUUAACUCCAAAUGCAUAACUCUUACUCCUCUUAUGCCUUGGAACUAAUACUCAGUAUUGAUUCUAAAAGAAAAGGUAGGAGUUUAAGGGGGAAAAAAAAGAAAAUUUAAAGAUCAGUUCUGGUGAGUUGGUUCAAGCUUUCUCUAGUGAAACCCAAUUCUAAAAGACCCAGAUUGAUUUUCCUUCUUGUCAAUGGACAAUCGAAGGAAUGGCUGAGGCAACCUUCUAAUGUGAUUUUUUUUCUUUCUCCACAGAAUGGGCAGAGAAAAUGACUCCUUUGUGUCUGAGUUUAUCCUUUUUGGUUUAACUGACCAACCAGAACUCCAGAUCCCUCUUUUCUUCCUGUUCCUUGGGAUCUAUGUGAUCACUGUGGUGGGAAACCUGGGCUUGAUUGUUUUGAUUGGUCUUAAUUCUCAUCUUCAUACCCCCAUGUACUAUUUUCUAUUCAAUCUGUCCUUCGUAGAUCUCUGUUACUCCUCAUCUAUUAUCCCCAAGAUGCUUGUGAAUUUUGUAUCAGUGAAAAACACCAUUUCCUAUUCAGGGUGCAUGGCUCAGCUAUAUUUCUUUUGUUUCUUUGUAAUUUCUGAGUCCUUCCUGCUGUCAGCUAUGGCAUAUGAUCGUUAUGUUGCUAUCUGCAAGCCACUGCUUUACAACAUCACUAUGUCCUAUCAAGUCUGCUGCCUGCUAGCAGUUUGUGCCUACGUGAUGGGGUUUUCUGGUGCCAUGCCCCACACAGGAAGCAUGCUGAGACUGUCCUUUUGCAACAACAACAUCAUCAAUCACUACAUGUGUGACAUACUCCCUCUCCUGGAGCUCUCGUGUACCAGCACCUAUGUCAAUGAAUUGGUUGUUUUCAUUCUUGUGGGCAUUGAUAUUGGAGUCCCCACUAUCACUAUCUUUAUCUCUUAUGCUUUAAUCCUCUCUAGCAUCCUCCAUAUCAAUUCCACUGAAGGCAGGUACAAAGCCUUUAGCACCUGCAGCUCCCAUAUGAUGGCUGUUUCUCUUUUCUUUGGGUCUGGGGCUUUCAUGUACCUCAAACCUUCCUCUCUUCUCUCCAUGAGCCAAGGGAAAGUAUCCUCUGUGUUCUACACCAUUGUGGUACCCAUGCUGAACCCUCUGAUCUAUAGCCUGAGGAACAAGGAUGUCAAAUUGGCCAUGAAGAAAAUCUUGAGCAGAAAAAUAUUUUAAGCAGUACCAGGAUUAGUAUCAGUAAGUGGACUCAAGGUUUUUUCAUUUCUUUGCUGGAAAUCUUUCUUGGAGAGUUCUUGACCCAAAUGCUCUUCAGAGACAUCACAGAGAAAUGGGGAAUUCCAGAACUUUCA